AUGACCAGUGUGUUAAAAAUAAUUAUUCCUAAUUUUUCUUUGCUUUUUCAGAGUGGAGGAGUAGGUGGGCACGGUACUGGCGGAGUGGGUACAGGCGUGGGUCAGGUUGGAGUCCCUCCUGGGCCUAGUCCUGCACCCCCAGGGCCUCCCCACGAACUUAGUUCACAGUCCCUCCCUCCAGGAUCUACGCCACAAAUGCAACAAGGUUCAGGAGGGAGUUUACCAGUGGCAUCAGCACACAACAUGAUGUAUCCUUCCAACACACAGAACCAGCCCCAGGGACCACAACCUAAUGCUCAGGGUCAAUUCUUCCCUCAUCCUGGAGGACCCAAUCCUUCACCUCACAUGCACUCCAGUGGUCAGCCACGGCAAGUCACCAUUACACAUUCUCAACAUAUGCAAAAUUAUCCUGUAAUAACUCCAAAUUUGAUGCCGUAUUAUCCCUCGACACAUGGCGGGAGUAAUUUGGUGUACCAGCUUGCCCAGAAUGGGAUACGUCAAAUCGUGAAUGGCGUGCCAGCUGGUAGAGGACGAUGGCUGUCCAACCGGACAUCUCACCCAUCUGAUAUCGAGUUCCAGACAGUGGGUCCUCACCGUCAAGCAGCACCACAUACACAACCUGGGCAGUUCCACCCAUCCCCGAUGCCACAACCUCACCCACAGGGUCACUACCAGGCUAUACAGUACCACCAACCUCAGGGAGGUAAGCACGAGGCUACUUCCCCUCUCCAGUACCGGCAGCCUCAUGGAGUGUAUUAUCCAUCAGCUGCACAGCAUCAACAGCUAAAACCAGUGAUGGGUCAGGCUCCGCAGAGAGAACGUAAAACUCUUGCUAUAGUGGAUCCUAGUACUGGCAAGAAUAUUUUAGAUGACAUGCAUAAUGAAAAGCCAGAUAAAACCCCAACACCACCUCAGUCAUCUGAAUCUAGUGCCAGGAACACACCAGCACCUAUGUCACCUCACCUCCAAUGUACUUCGAAGAAGCCAUUGACAGUAUGCCCAAUCACUCUGCCUCAGGCCCAGACUCCUGGAAUUCAAGAUUCGUCAAGAAUUGCAAAAAAACAUAAUCACAGGCUCUAAAUGUCCUAUGAAGACAGUUUAGAUACAGACAUCCUCCCAAAACUUUAAAAAAAUGCUGAAAUAGCACUUGCUUCAUAAAUGUGGCAGUAAAGCAUUAGAAAUGACCAUAGAGUGAUUGCACUAACAUCACACAUCAUUUGAAUCUUGAAAAGAAUGCAAAGAUGUAAGCUUGAAAAAUGUAGAUUCACAUCUACAAAAUUCAUGACGAAUGGAUUGACAGCAGAAUAUUCCUGCCUAUCACAGAAAUCUGAAAAGAGAUUAAGAAUGUUGAAAGCCAGUCCUGUGGCCUGGAAAUUGUAAGAACUUCCAAAUAUGAAAUUUGAUGAGGAUUUUUAGUGUCUGGUUAGCUAUUCCUUUUCAUUGAUAAAUAACCAAUUUCAUUGCAGCACAAAGUAAUGAUGAAUUAAGACCCACUUAAUGAUAUUCGAUAGAUCUUGAUUUUUAUGCAUAGAGAACAUAGUGGUGGCAAGAAUUCUAAUUAUUCCUGUUCUUCAUGUGAAUAGUUUACAUGUCAUUACCUGUAUAUAUUUCAAAGAGCAAAGAUAUGUUUAGUUUUAAAAAAAAUUGGUUCACUGUGAUAAAGAAAAUUUUAAUCUUGUGGCAACUUUCUUUGUUUUCCUAUAGUUGUGGCCUUUUGUUCUCCCCAUUAAUAUCUAAAUUUUUCUGUACCAAUUUUGUAUCAUAAUUUUUUUCUUCCUCUUAUCUGCUAAGGUAUUGUCUAUCUUUCCUUAACAGUCUGCCUUUUUUUUUUGUAAUUCUUAAUUCGUAUUUAAGCCAUUUCGUAUCAUGUGUCUAUAUUUUUUUUGUAAGGACUCCACACUACAACAUAUAUAUUGUAAUUUUUUAUUGUUCAUAUAUCUGAAGUUUGCCAGUAUAGCAUACAAGUUCUCAUUACUAUAUGCUGCAUUUAUAUGACCUUGUGAGAAUCUUUGAUUUAUGUCAUUAGAACCUUUUCUUUUGAUGUUUUUAAUAUUUUAGUAUUUGGAGUGUCCCUUGCUUUAUGCAGUAGAAAAGUUCCAAGUAAACUGUGUGUAUGAACCCAGAAAAAGCUGCAGUGUACUUGUCUCAAUCUUCUUCAGGCCUGUUUCUACCACCAAUUGAGAUGAUUAUGAGAGAGAGAGCAACUUCUUAGCAGUGAUGUGCUUAGUGGCUGUUUUGCAUUGGAAUAUCACACAUUACUUCACUCGUGUCGGUACAUGCAGCAUUAUGUUUAGCUGUAUUACACAGGAGAAUAUGGUUACACCACUGGUGUCAUAUACACAAGAAACUGGGGUGUUUCCUUCAAAGUGUGUAAUUAAGAGAGUUCAGUAAAGGACAUCAUUAACCCUUUCAGGGUCCAGAGGCCAAAUCUCAGUGUGACAGCUAGGGUCCAAGAAUUUUCAAAAUAAGUUUAUUUUUUUCUUAUGAAAUGGUGGAGAACUUUUUUUGAAGAUAAUAAAACAAAAAGUACGAAAUUUGGUGGAAAAUUGAUGAAAUUAUGCUCUCGCAAAUUUUGAUGUGUCGGCGAUAUUUACGCAUCAGCGAUUUUGCCGACUUUGAUUCUCAUUUUAGGCCAAUUACAUUAUUCCAAAUUCUUAGCUAGUAUUUUGUUAGUAUUACUUCUAUUUUAUCGAUUGAGCACUAAGAAAUCACCCAGUCAAUUGUUUCAACUACCUAAUAAAGUGAUCAGAAAUUGAUAAUUUAGCUGAUUUAACACAAAGCUCAAAAUAUUCCAAUUUCAAAAUAGGGUUCAGAAUAAACAAUGCAGACAUUCCUGGCACAAAACUAACAUUUCCUCUGUUCAUUAGUUAUGUUUUCAGGCUUUACAAAUGAAUUCCAUUUUGAUUUUUUACUCGCAUAAAGAAUUUUUAUUUACACCAAAAAAUGGAAGAUUUACUGUUAUGCAAUAUUGUAAUAAAUGUAUAAAUAAUA
Messenger RNA from Cherax quadricarinatus, 2991 nucleotides. The record is from RefSeq and is a predicted model, not a curated record. Lineage: Eukaryota; Metazoa; Arthropoda; Malacostraca; Decapoda; Parastacidae.